AUGCGCUUCAAUUGUUUCCAAGUGGUACCUUGGUGCCUACUUCUGUCAGAGGCAGCAACCGCGGUCCCUCAUCCCCGAAAUCAGGUUCCUCCAGGGUUUGUUACGACUGAAGGUGGGAAGUUCAAGUUGGACGGGAAAGAUUUCUACUUUGCCGGGUCCAAUGCGUACUACUUCCCCUUCUCUGGCACAGACGAAGAUGUCGAAAAGGGACUGAAGGCAGCCCGUGAGGCGAAACUCAAGGUGUUCCGCACCUGGGGAUUCAACGACAAAAAUGUCACCUACAAUCCCGAUGGCCUUCCCAAAUACGGUGACGAGGGUGCUGGAGCGACCGAGGUCGUCUUUCAACGCUGGGACAAUGGAAAAUCCACAAUCGAUGUCACUCCCUUUGACCGAGUAGUAGCAGCCGCAGAGAAGAACGACAUCAAGCUCUUAGUUGCGCUGACAAACAAUUGGGCCGACUAUGGAGGCUCUGAUGUUUAUGUCGUGAAUCUUGGCGGCCAGUAUCAUGACGAUUUCUACAAGGUUCCCCGAAUCAAGGACGCUUUCAAGCGUUAUGUCAAAGAGUUUGUCACUCGAUACAAAGAUUCGCCCACAAUCUUUGCUUGGGAGCUUGGAAAUGAGCCUAGGUGCGGCGCAGAUGGCGUGCGAAAUCUCCCGAGGAGCGCAGACGGGUGCGAUCCCCAUGUUCUCGGCGCUUGGAUCUCAGAGAUGAGCGCAUACAUCAAGGAAAUCGAUCCAAACCACCUCGUAACUUGGGGUGGCGAAGGCGACUUCAAUAUCGAAUCCGAUGACUGGGCAUAUAACGGUAAGAAUGGAGGAGACUUCUCAGCUGACAUUGCUCUGGAUACCAUUGACUUCGGCACGUUCCACUCUUAUCCGGACUGGUGGAGCAAGACAGUCGAGUGGACAGAUCAGUGGAUCAAAGAUCAUGCUGAAGCUGCUCGCAAGGCCAACAAGCCCGUUCUUCAUGAAGAGUACGGGUGGAUGACAGACUUGGGAAGAUGGGAAAAUCUUGGCAAAGUCAGCAACGUCUCGAGAAUCGAGGCCAUUGGGGGAUGGCAGCAAAUCGGUCUCGAGGAAAAGAUUUCCGAUAUGUAUUGGCAAUACGGAUACUCGGGCUAUUCGUAUGGAAGAAACCACAAUGAUUCUUUCACCAUCUAUUUGGACGAUGAGGAGGCGAAAACCCUGGUCUACCAACACGCCAAGGAUAUGGAGAAACUGAACUAUAACUGUAAGAAGUGA
Molecule: messenger RNA, 1242 nt
Organism: Clonostachys rhizophaga
Lineage: Eukaryota; Fungi; Ascomycota; Sordariomycetes; Hypocreales; Bionectriaceae
Source: the annotation of a GenBank genome assembly